GCCCCGCCCCGCCCGGCUCGGCCGCCAGAGGACCCGGAGCUGAGGCGCCCCGGCCUGCGGCGGCGGCGGCGGCGGGGACGAUGUGGUUCUUUGCCCGGGACCCGGUCCGGGACUUCCCGUUCGAGCUCAGCCCGGACCCCCCCGAGGGCGGCCCGCCUGGGCCCUGGGUCCUGCACCGCGGCCGCAAGAAGGCCACAGGCAGCCCGGUGUCCAUCUUCGUGUACGACGUGAAGCCCGGUGCCGAAGAGCAGACCCAGGUGGCCAAAGCUGCCUUCAAGCGCCUCAAAACUCUCCGGCACCCCAACAUUCUGGCCUACAUCGAUGGGCUGGAGACAGACAAGUGCCUCCAUGUAGUGACAGAGGCAGUGACCCCACUGGGAAUGUACCUCAAGGAGCGAGCGGAGGCCGGUGGCCUGAAGGAUCUGGAGCUCUCCUGGGGGCUACACCAGAUCGUGAAAGCCCUCAGCUUCCUGGUCAAUGACUGCAGCCUCAUUCACAACAACGUCUGCAUGGCCGCUGUGUUCGUGGACCGGGCCGGCGAGUGGAAGCUGGGGGGCCUGGACUACAUGUACUCUGCCCAGGGCAAUGGCGGGGGACCCCCCCGGAAGGGGGUCCCUGAACUUGAGCAGUAUGACCCCCCGGAGCUGGCUGAUGGCAGUGGCAGAGCGGUCAGAGAGAAAUGGUCAGCCGACAUGUGGCGCUUGGGCUGCCUCAUCUGGGAAGUCUUCAACGGGCCCCUACCUCGGGCAGCCGCCCUGCGCAACCCCGGAAAGAUCCCCAAAUCGCUGGUGCCCCAUUACUGCGAGCUAGUUGGAGCCAACCCCAAAGUGCGUCCCAACCCAGCCCGCUUCCUGCAGAACUGCCGGGCGCCCGGUGGCUUCAUGAACAACCGCUUUGUGGAGACCAACCUCUUUUUGGAGGAGAUUCAGAUCAAAGAGCCGGCUGAGAAGCAAAAGUUCUUCCAAGAGCUGAGCAAGAGCCUGGACUCUUUCCCCGAGGAUUUCUGCCGGCACAAGGUGCUGCCCCAGCUGCUGACCGCCUUCGAGUUUGGCAAUGCAGGAGCCGUUGUCCUCACACCCCUGUUCAAGGUGGGCAAGUUCCUCAACGCUGAGGAGUAUCAGCAGAAGAUCAUCCCUGUUGUGGUCAAGAUGUUCUCAUCCACUGACCGGGCCAUGCGUAUCCGCCUCCUACAGCAGAUGGAACAGUUUAUCCAAUACCUCGAUGAGCCAACAGUCAACACCCAGAUCUUUCCCCACGUUGUGCACGGUUUCCUGGACACCAACCCUGCCAUCCGGGAGCAGACAGUCAAGUCCAUGCUGCUCCUGGCCCCAAAGCUGAACGAGGCCAACCUCAAUGUGGAGCUGAUGAAGCACUUCGCGCGGCUGCAGGCCAAGGAUGAGCAGGGCCCCAUCCGCUGCAAUACCACCGUCUGCCUGGGCAAAAUCGGUUCCUACCUCAGUGCCAGUACCCGACACAGGGUCCUCACCUCUGCCUUCAGCCGGGCCACCAAAGACCCAUUUGCACCUUCGCGGGUGGCGGGUGUCCUGGGCUUUGCUGCCACCCACAACCUCUACUCGAUGAAUGACUGUGCCCACAAGAUCCUGCCUGUGCUCUGUGGCCUCACCGUGGAUCCUGAGAAAUCCGUGCGAGACCAGGCCUUCAAGGCCAUUCGAAGCUUCCUGUCCAAACUGGAGUCUGUGUCAGAGGACCCAACCCAGCUAGCGGAAGUAGAGAAGGAUGUCCAUGCCGCCUCCAGCCCUGGAAUGGGAGGAGCCGCAGCCAGCUGGGCAGGCUGGGCUGUCACAGGGGUCUCCUCGCUCACGUCCAAGCUGAUCCGUGCACACCCAGCAGCUGCCCCGGCUGAGACCAACGUCCCCCAGAGACCCACGCCCGAGGGACUUCCUGCCCCGGCCCCCGCCGUCGUCCCUGCCACAUCCACAACCUCAGGCCACUGGGAGACGCAAGAGGAGGGCACGGACACAGCGGAGGACAGCAGUGUUGCCGACAGAUGGGAUGAUGAAGACUGGGGCAGCCUGGAGCAGGAGGCCGAAUCGGUGUUGGCCCAGCAGGAGGACUGGAGUACUGGCCGAGCUAGCCGUGCCGGGCAGGUAAGCAGGGUGGGACACAACCUGGACCCAAAAUCCGAGUCAGACUGGAGCAGCUGGGAAGCCGAGGGCUCGUGGGAGCAGGGCUGGCAGGAGCCAAGUCCCCCGGAGCCACCGCCUGAGGGCACACGGCUGGCCAGCGAGUAUAACUGGGGUGGCUCGGAGCCCAGUGACAAAGGUGAUCCCUUUGCUGCUGUGUCGUCACGCCGGGAGACCAGCGCUCAGCCGAGACCUGAUUCAUGGGGCGAUGACAACUGGGAGGGUCUGGAGACCGAGAGCCGGCAAGGGAAGGCCGAGCUGGCCCGGAAGAAGCGCGAGGAGCGUCGGCGGGAGAUGGAAGCCAAACGCGCUGAAAAGAAGGCAGCCAAGGGCCCCAUGAAGCUGGGAACUCGGAAGCUGGACUGAACUUGCCAUAUGGGCGCUCGCAGCCGCGGAGAGCAGGCCCCGCGGAUGUAUUUAUUGUACAAACCAUGCCAGCCCGGCCAGCCCGGCCAGGCACAUCUCACGUGUACAUAAUCAGAGCCACAAUAAAUUCUAUUUCACA
Molecule: messenger RNA, 2649 nt
Organism: Felis catus (domestic cat)
Lineage: Eukaryota; Metazoa; Chordata; Mammalia; Carnivora; Felidae
Gene: SCYL1
Product: SCY1 like pseudokinase 1
Biological process (GO): protein phosphorylation
Molecular function (GO): protein kinase activity; ATP binding
Source: RefSeq, a predicted model, not a curated record